AUGUCUAAAAUUGCAAAUUGGAGUGCUGAGAUUCCUUUGGGCGAUGGAGAUGGAGACGAUCACCAAGUGUUUCUCAACGAUGAGGAAUUCAUAACUCAAUUUAUAGGUUCUGUCAGAUCAGCUAAGCUUAAUGUGGCUUUGAAUAGCUUAUACGAAUUUGAUUCUCGUUUGAAGCGUUUGGAUGGGAAUGUCCUUUAUGAAUGCCUGGAUGACCUCCUUGGUCUAUACAGCGCUUCCUCUCUUUCUCUUCAAAAAUUCAGAUACGAAUACUUCAUCUUCCUGCCAAAGCUGUUUACCCAGUUCAACCAAUCUAUCGAAUACGCCAUGAAUUGGCAGUCUGAGGAGCACAACAGACUUUCAAAGACUUCUGCAUAUGCUACAAACGCUCACACGUUGUUUCAUCAGUCUGUUGCACUCAUACACGCUCAAAUUGACUCAGACGGCGCUAUUUCGUCAUCUUCUAUCAAUCUUUUAUCCAGAUCACUCGAUUUACAGCUCUCUUUUAGGGAUAGCCAUUUAGUUAAGCCCUCACUAUCUCUCUCUGCCUUGGUUUUGACCCGCAGACUCAUCCGCCAACAUCACUCUACUAUUCCCUCAAUCUUAUCUCUCAUUCUGAGCCAGCCCAGCAUCUCCCACGCUCCGCUUCUCGGUACUGCCAUUGAUGUUGCUUUGCGUCUAAGAGCUAAAUCUGAGACUGACAAAGGUCUCAAAGGUGGCGUUGGCUGGUCUUACGUCGAUCAAAGGAAGGUUGAUAUCAAAAACUUCUUUGUCAACAUGAUUGUUGCAUCAAAGACUCAAGUGCCCUGUCGCCAUAGAGAUGCCCUGCUCGAUUUCAUUGGCAACUUUAUAGGAAAAGAUGAGUUGGAGAAGGAUAUUCUCCCAGUUGUUGAGAAGAUGCUGUUGCGCUCACCAGACGGUACUCUUCAAUUGAUGAUCUCCAUACUCUCCAAGUACAGCGGUGAUCUUGAUGGCAUCAUCACCCGUUUCAUUAAUGCUUUGGUUUCUGUUACCAAAAACCAAAAUCCCGAUGUUAGAUCAAUCGGUCCAUUGUUCGUACAGACAGUUGUCAAGGCAAACCAAGUCUUCGAGAGGAAAUUUGAUUGGACACCUUUCGCUAAUGAGAUCGUCAAUGUUCCAAAGAUGGGUAAAGCGGCAUCGGCAGAGCACCGCGCUACCUUAUUCACUCUUCUAAGCUACGUUCCUACUGGUGAUAAUAUCUCUCAGUCGAUCGCGGAAACGCUCCCAUCGCUUAUCGCAAAAGAAAACAACGACACAGCGAUGCAGUCACUAACUAGCGCACUUGCACCUCAUUUGGCUUAUGCAGUCGCCCAUGGAGGCGUUUCUGCAUCCGCACUCACUCCCCUUGUUAGCGGUCUGGGAUCAACUAAGCCAGUGGUCAAGCGUGCGACUGGUGUUUGUGUAGGUGAUGUAAUUUGGUCUGUCAAUGACUUGGGCAAACUCGAGCCAUUUGUCAAAACUGUUCUCCCUGCAUUCGACGCAGAGCUCAAGACUGUCUCCGCAAGCGCUCUUACUGCACCAGCUGGAGCUCUCGUGGGAUACAUUGUUGUCGCCACCAUGUCCCAUGUAGCCGGUCUUGAAGGUAGAUCGGCAGUCGUUGAAGAGUUCAUUCAGAGUCAAAACAUGAGGUCUGUUACGGCUCUCGGCAGCAAGCCAUCCUUCCUUCUCAACGACAAGAUUUACAGGAAAUUAACAACGUAUCAUGAGGAAUUGUGGUUCAGAAGGUCACUUGAAGCUGUUGCAGCAGAUGACACUGUGUCUUUCAAUAAGGAGCUGUCAACUUCUAUUGGUCAAGCGUUGUUACAUCUCAUAAUAAGUUCAUCCAACAGCGAGACUCGUAGGGAGACGCAAGAAAGCAUUCGCACACUUUCUGAGAAAUCUACUCCACGUACUUCUGACUUUAUGAUCAAUGCGAUCACAGCUUGUAUCGAAUCUGGAGCAGCUACGAAUAGAGUUGCGGGUCCGGCGCUUGUCUCAUCAGUAUCAAGUUCUGCUGACCUCUCUGACCGUCAAGAGGCUGUUGCCAAGUCAAUCUUGAUAGCACACCACACCUUUGUCGAUGGCGUCAAUCGCGGUACCUGGAUCGAGUUGGCUCAACAUGCUCAAGUUGAUGCGCGUGGACUUGUCAGCGAACGCGCUCAGGCAUUGUUUGACGUUGUCAAGUCUAGCUCGGCAUCACCAAAGACUGCCCAAGCUGCUUCUAGAGCUCUCACUACACUCACCUUUGUCGCACCUUCGCUCAUUGUGCCAAUGGCUGUUGAGCAAAUUAAGCAUGAUCUAGAUCCAAAAUCUUUGCACUUUAUUGAUAAUCUUUCCAUCGGUAUGUGGAGAAUGCCGGAGGGAGUACCAUUUGUGGACGUCCUUGCAUCAAAGUCUACCCAAUCUCAAGAUAAGAAUAGAAAGGGUUACGCUAUUGAGCAAUGGGAGAAUGAAAUAAGAGAGUCAAUAGCAGCUAAAAAGAAGACCACUCAGAAGCUUUCACCAAAGGAUAAAGCUGCUGUUGAUGCCCAACUUGAGAAGGAGAAGGGCGUCAGAAAUCACGUUCAAGAUGUCUACGAAAAACUUCGCAUUGGUCUUAUGUCUGUUAAAGCCAUUUCUGCCGCUCGUGUUGAUGAGUUGAAGCCAUUUGUCUAUGAGUUGGUUCUCGUACUGCUCAAAGGUGCACUUCUCAAAGGCGGUAUGCUUGUUGAACAUGACGCUGUGGACGCUUACUUGACUCUUGCUGAUUGUUGUGCUGAAAGACUAGGUGUCACAAAACAUUCAAUCGCCUACGCCACACUGCGCGCAUACAACAUCCCAUUUAUUCCUCAAGAAUACUUGGUUGAGAAUUUGGGUGAAUUGGUAGCUCGCAUCCUUCUGCGUGUCAAGAGCAUUAGCGACAAUAGCCUACUAGACGCCACUACAUUGGGUUUCCUGAUGCCAUUGAUCGACAAGGUCGUUUUCGAAACAGGCGUUGGUAUUUCUAGAGAAGAUCACGAUGGUCUAGAAGAGCAGCUGACUUUGUCAUUGGGACUGCUUUCGACCCAUAGUGCUGUAAUGAGUGAUGUGAACUAUCCUCGCUCAGCUAUCAUUAGAGUCCUCCUCAAAGCUAUUGGAUCAUACACCAAACAUUCCAAAGACGCAUCUAGCACGCUCGUAAAUCUUGGCGAAUCUCUCCGCGAUAAUGCUACGUAUGAUGAGUCUACUAAAUUGAUUCAAGGCACUCUCGCGGAUGAAAUUUAUGUUCGCUCAUCAUGCUUACAGGCUUUACAGCCAAUCGAUAUCACUGAUAUUGAAUUCCCAUCUGAGCUUUGGCUCGCUUGUCAUGAUGAUGAUGAGCAAAAUGCAGCACUAGCUAACCAUCUCUGGGACGAUAAUGGUUUAGAUGUUCCUGAAACAUUCCUUGCAACACUUAUCCCUUACCUCGAUCACGAGAAUAUAUACGUCAGAUUCUCAUCUGCUAAGGCACUCACUGGGGCUGUAGAAAACUACCCUGCUCAGGUUUCUUCAACGCAGCAGGCAUUGCAGGAGCUAUACUACGAGAGAGCUAAGCCGCUCGCUCCAGAAUAUGAUGAAUAUGGCAUGAUUAUUCCUGAAACUAUUGAUAGGACGGACCCUUGGGAAACGAGAAACGCAAUUGCUGGGUCUUUACUCAGUCUCUCAUCGUCUUUCGACGAGAAGGAGAUCGUUGGUCUCUUCGACUUUAUGACUAAAGGGGAAGCUCUCGGAGAUGCCCAUCCUAGUGUUCGUCGAGAGAUGCUAGAAGCUGGUAUCACAGUUAUUGAUAUCAAGGGCAAGGAAGCUCUUCAACCACUCAUUGAGAUGUUUGAAAGUACCCUUAAGCAAACAUCUACAACUGAAACGCAAGAUAUGGUAUUCGAGGCAGUUGUAAUUUUCUUCGGUAGAUUGGCUAGACAUCUUGAACCAAGUGAUGAGCGAGUUCCAAUUGUUAUUGAUAGACUGAUUGAAGCUUUGAAAACACCAUCUGAACUGGUUCAAUCUGCAGUAGCAGAUUGUUUACCACCGCUGGUGCAGGCUAGAACGGAGCAGAGAGACUCAUUGGUGAAAUAUCUCCUUGAUGAACUCAUCGAUGCUGAUAAAUACGCUGCAAGAAGAGGUGCUGCUUAUGGUUUGGCUGGUGUUGUUAAAGGCGUUGGCCUGAGCUCGUUCAAGCAAUUCGAUAUUAUGCGCACUCUGAAGAAGUCUGCUGAAGAUAAGAAAAAUAUGCAAGCGAGACAAGGUGCUUUGUUUGCAUUUGAAACUCUCUCAGCAACUCUUGAUCGCCUAUUUGAACCUUGGAUUCCAACUUUGAUGCCUAUCUUGCUUACAUCGUUUGGUGACUCAAUUCCAGACGUUCGUGAAGCUACUCAGGAUGCUGCCAAAGUUAUCAUGAGUAAGCUUAGCGGUUACUGCGUCAAGGUCAUCUUACCAUCACUUCUUGAAGGUUUGGAAGAGAAACAAUGGAGGACAAAGAAGGGAUCGAUUGAACUGCUUGGUGCUAUGGCUUUCAUGUCUGCAAAGCAACUAUCGGUGUCUCUCCCAACAAUUAUCCCUCAGAUAGCCGAAGUACUCACUGAUACUCACUCGCAAGUACGCUCAGCGGCCAAUGCAGCAUUAAAGCAAUUCGGUGAGGUCAUCAACAACCCAGAAAUCAAGGCUAUGUCCUCAGUAUUGAUCAAGGCACUUGUCGAUCCAACUGCCAAGACGGCAACUGCUUUGACUACGCUUCUCAACACGGACUUUGUUCACUACAUUGACGGACCUUCCCUUGCUCUUAUCAUACCAAUCAUUGAAAGAGGUUUACGCGAACGUUCUACUGAAAUGAAGAGAAAAUCUACUCAAAUUAUUGGUAACUUGGCCUCAUUGACUGAAACAAAGGACUUCUUGCCAUAUAUGAAGGUUCUUCUUGAACAUGUACACAACGUUCUCGUCGAUCCUGUCCCAGAGGCUCGCGCAACUGCUGCUAAAACUUUGGGUAGCUUGAUUGAAAGAUUAGGAGAGAAAAACUUCCCUAAUAUGAUUCCAAGCUUGAUUAGCAUGGUCAGAUCAGAUACUUCAGGUGUAGAUAGACAAGGUGCUGCUCAAGGUUUGGCAGAAGUCUUGAGUGGUCUCGGUAUGGAGAAGAUGGAGUCACUGUUGCCUUCAUUCCUCGAAGACACCAAGCACGCACGUCCAUAUGUCAGAGAAGGUGCAAUCAGUUUGCUCAUCUAUUUACCAACAACGUUUGGCCACAGAUUCACUGUUCAUCUCGGCAGAAUUGUUCAGCCAAUUUUGAGUGGUAUUGCUGAUGAGUCGGAGUAUGUUAGAGAAGCGUCUAUGAGAGCUACCAGAAUGAUUAUCGCCAACUACUCUAACAAGGCUGUUGAUCUUCUCUUGCCAGAACUUGAACGUGGAUUGUUCGAUGAGAGUUGGAGAAUCAGACUCUCUUCUGCACAACUCAUGGGUGAUCUCCUGUUCAGAAUCACAGGUAUCUCUAGCAAGAUUGAAGUUGAUGAUGGCGAAGGUGAAGGCGGAGAAGACGAAGAAGGUGGAGAUGAUACAUAUGGUCGGACUGAAACAGCCAAGAAUCAAUUGGUUGAGAUUCUUGGCGUUGAAAGACGUAACCAGAUUCUUUCAGCUAUCUAUCUCUCGCGUUCUGAUCAAGCACACCCUGUCAGAGUUGCUACAGUGCAAAUCUGGAAGGCGUUGGUACCAAACACUCCAAGAACUGUCAGAGAAAUUAUGCCAACACUUAUCGAAAAGAUUGUCACAAUUCUUGCUAGUGAUUCAAUUGAGAUGCGGGAAACUGCUGCAAGAACAUUGGGUGAAAUUGGUAGAAAACUCGGUGAAAAGAUCUUGCAAGAUGUUAUUCCAACGUUGCACUCAGGAGUGGAUGCAGCUUCUGCUCAACAUAGACAGGGUGUGUGUAUUGCGUUCGCCGAAUUGCUCAAGAAUGUCGAAAGCGAAAAGAUUGAAGGUCAUCACAAUAUCAUCAUUUCAUCCGUGCGCAAGUGUCUCGUUGACGACGACAAGAGAGUUAGAGGAGCAGCUGCCAGAGCCUUUGAUGCUAUGCAGCUUCAUAUUGGUGGUGCUGCUAUUGAUGAGACUAUUCCAACGCUUGUUGAUGCCCUUUCAUCAAACACUCAGUCAGCAGUCGCUGCAUUGGAGGCAUUGAAGGAAGUUAUGACAGUCAGAGCAGCCGCUGUGUUCCCAAUACUGGUACCUAAACUCAUAUCGAACCCAAUCACAACCUUCAAAGCCGAUGCUUUGGAGCAACUCGUUAAGGUCGCUGGUGAUGCUGUCAAUGAACAAAUUACCGAUAUUUUGCGCGCCUACGUCGUGGCAUUAGAAGGAAAGCCUGAUGAUGAGACAAGAGAGUCAAUCGAAAAGGCGUUGUUUAGUCUAUUUAACGUCGUGGAAGGUAUAGAAGGUCUCAAUGUGAUCAUGAUGACUUUGAUUGGAUGGGCCAAGGAUGUCGAGCCAACGAGAAGAGUAUCGGGUAACAAGAUGUUUACGAUGUUCGCCCAAUCUACAGAGGAGGACUUUGAAUAUUACAGAUAUGAUUGGCUCAGACAAUUAAUUGGCGCCAUGGACGAUCCAGUUGAAGAGGUAAUUGAGAGCGCAAGAGAAUCUCUCGAUGCUCUCGUCAAAUCAAUACCAAAGGAUGAACUUGAUGAAACUGCUGUUCCACUUAGAUCAUCACUUGAAAGUCUUGGUUCAUUUGGAAAGAUUGUGGCAGGAUUUAGCCGUCCAAAGGGUAUUGCGCCACUUGUUCCAAUGCUCUUGGCAGGUUUGCUUACUGGAAAUGUUGAGCAACGUGAAAAUGCUGCGUAUGCAAUCGGACAUGUGAUUGAAAGGACAGAUGAGGUUAACAUCAAACCAUUUGUUAUUCAAUUGACCGGACCUCUUAUUAGAAUACAGGGUGAGAAGGUUGCUUCAACAAUCAAAUCAGCAAUUCUUGAUACUCUUACCAUAUUCCUGCAACGUAUUCCUCAACACGUCAAGCCAUUCUUUCCACAGCUUGGUAGAAUAUUUGACAAGGCUAAAGCUGAAGCCGACAUGCGUAUCGUUUCGAUCAGGGCUGAUAAAGCAAUCGAAGCAUUGGCACAAGCCAGAGCAACGAUCAGUGCCAAGUAG
Molecule: messenger RNA, 7113 nt
Organism: Wallemia ichthyophaga EXF-994
Lineage: Eukaryota; Fungi; Basidiomycota; Wallemiomycetes; Wallemiales; Wallemiaceae
Product: Translational activator gcn1
Exons: 7
Coding region: 1-7113 (2370 amino acids)
Biological process (GO): regulation of translation; cellular response to amino acid starvation
Cellular component (GO): cytosol
Molecular function (GO): protein kinase regulator activity
Source: RefSeq, a predicted model, not a curated record